GCAAUUCCUUCCAUUUACUCCUCUCUGCCCCCUCUUCUCAUUUCUGGUGGACGCGAAACCGCUAGACGCAGAGGGAGGCACAGCACGAGGAGCUCGUUGGUGGUAUCGAGCGGGGCGAGGGCCACGAGCGCGCGCGAGGGAGAGAUCGGAGCUGCUCCGGCGUCGCAGUGGUGGGGAACGCGGCGAGCGCUACCGGGAUGGGCUUGGGCGCCGAGGAGGAGGAGGAGACAGCCGUGGUGGCCGAGGGAGGAGGAGGCGGCGGGCAGGAGGAGCAGGCGGGUGAGGGCGGGGGCGCUGAGGACCGGGAGGGGGAGGGCAAAGGGGAUGAGAAGGCCGCGGCGGUGGUGUCGUGCUCGAUCUGCCUCGACGCGGUGGUCGCCGGCGGCGAGAACAGGUCCACCGCGAGGCUGCAGUGCGGCCACGAGUUCCACCUCGAUUGCAUUGGUUCAGCAUUUAAUGCCAAAGGCAUUAUGCAAUGCCCUAAUUGUCGCAAAAUUGAGAUCGGGAAUUGGCUUUAUGCAAAUGGUUUCCGUUCAUCACAGGAUGUAAACAAUGAUGAUUGGGGUUAUGAUGAAGACCUCUAUGAUGUUGGUCACUCUGAGGUGGCAACCUUUGUGCCACUUCGCGUCCAGUGGUGUCCUAUUGGUCGCGUAGCACAGGUUCCAUCCUUAUUUGACGAAGUAGAGCCCUCACCCCCAGCUGCUUUUCAUGAUUUCAUGGGGCAAAACUUCAACACUGAGCCUGUUUCUGUAUCAACAACUCAUCCAGGUCCAUAUCUCGCUUACUUUCACCCUCUCCCACCACUGGCAUCAUCAUCAAGCUCCCAUGUCGUGGAGAGAACAAUGGAUGGUGCCGGAUAUCAUGAUCACUGGAACCCCUUGGCUGGGCCAACAGAUGGCCGAACAUUGCAGACAGUACAUCCUAUUGAUUUCCAUCAUAACCCGUGGGCACACAUGCCCCACUCCUAUUCUCAAUCCAACAACAGUAACAGUUUAGCUGAGCAGCCAGGAGUCCCUGUGGGAGCAAUGAGGGUUGGGGGUGUUGAUAGUGAUAGCCAACAGCGAGGGUCUCUCCCCUCAUUUUAUGGAAAUGGAUCUGGUUCAAGACCUAGAAUUCCUAGUGUUCCUCCUAUGGCGCCACAAUUCAUAAGAGCACAUGGCAACAUCAACGAACAAUUCCAGCAGAGUUCUAGCUUAUUCGCUGGGUCACAGCGAUCAGGAGGCAUGCUGCCAUUGGGAGCUCCGGUGCCAGCUCCGGAGAACACCCCCUUUUGCCUGUUCCCACCAGCUUCAUCAGGCCCUAGUUCAAUGGAGACUGAGGACGUCAGAGGAAGCCAGUUCUACGCCUGGGAGAGGGACCGCUUCGCUCCGUACCCGCUGAUGCCCGUGAAUAAUGAAGGCACCUGGUGGAGCUCUUCGCAACAACAGCAGCAGCCUCACGGCACACCAGAGCCUCCAUCCGCCUCAAGAAGGCUGUCCGGGCAGUGGAUUGCCGCCGGUAGGUCACCACCACCAGAGAACAGAUCGCCGGACAACGCGUCAUUCCGGCAAAUGCACAUCCCUCGGAUGUAGCCCAGCGCUGGUAAGACCUAAGUUAGUACAAACUCGGAAACCCUGUUGGUUGUAGGAAGAUAUGGGAAUUAAAUCUUGUUGGUUGUAAGAAAGCCGGGUCGGAUGGUAAUUAAACCUUGAGGCGAUAUAUGCAGGAUGCUGAAGAAAUUGGCCCAAGGAGACUUUUGGGUUUAUUUGACUGGAUUCAAUCAAGUACAUACAAAUUUCCGGUC
Molecule: messenger RNA, 1783 nt
Organism: Phragmites australis (common reed)
Lineage: Eukaryota; Viridiplantae; Streptophyta; Magnoliopsida; Poales; Poaceae
Product: E3 ubiquitin-protein ligase IPI1-like
Exons: 6
Coding region: 198-1571 (457 amino acids)
Molecular function (GO): ubiquitin-protein transferase activity
Source: RefSeq, a predicted model, not a curated record